AUGCAGCAGGCCCAGGGACAUGAAGCCAUCUGGAACAUUGCGGGCACAUACCACAUGGAGGCCUUGCUCCUCGAUCUCGAGCAAUUGGAUCACCUCUGGGACCACCUGGCUGAGGUCCAUUGCUACGAACGUGCAGCGAACGAGUACACCACUGUGGACAGGCACCUGAAGCGAAAACACAUCUCCGCCCUCAAGGGUCUGUUUGUUCUAGACAUCCGGGAGCUCUUCUGGACCACGGCCCACAUCACUGCGGCCGAACGCACCGUCAAGCAACGUAUGGAUACGACCAAGCGCAUCUUGACUGCUCCACAAAAUCAGAGUUCCAUGCCAGAAAGGCUGUCCUACUUUUACAUGAUACACUUCUUCGCCAUGGAACAGACUUAA
Messenger RNA from Diaporthe citri, 384 nucleotides. RefSeq lists its product as uncharacterized. The coding region runs from base 1 to 384 and encodes 127 amino acids. The transcript has 2 exons. NCBI's taxonomy places the organism in Eukaryota, Fungi, Ascomycota, Sordariomycetes, Diaporthales, Diaporthaceae. The record is from RefSeq and is a predicted model, not a curated record.